Messenger RNA from Mandrillus leucophaeus (drill), 2885 nucleotides. It is a transcript of the gene NUP93, whose product is annotated as nucleoporin 93kDa. NCBI's taxonomy places the organism in Eukaryota, Metazoa, Chordata, Mammalia, Primates, Cercopithecidae. The record is from RefSeq and is a predicted model, not a curated record. The transcript is spliced from 20 exons. Gene Ontology annotation, molecular function: structural constituent of nuclear pore. The coding region runs from base 628 to 2718 and encodes 696 amino acids. Gene Ontology annotation, cellular component: nuclear pore. Gene Ontology annotation, biological process: protein import into nucleus; poly(A)+ mRNA export from nucleus.
UGCAAGAUGUCGGAAGUCAUCAAAAAUUCACAUCAGAGUAAUUGCAGUGGUUUGGGUUGGGGGAAAAAAGUAUCAUAGCAUUCCUUGCCUACAUGUUUCUCUCCCCCUCUUAAAUCUUAACUUGGUACAGUCCGUUAACAAUAAAAUACCCUUCUGUAACCUAUAAACUGUUACUCCCAUCAGUUUGUGCUUUCAAACUGACGGCUGACUUCUCUGAAUUUGUGUAGAGCACAACGAAUGGUGAUGCUGUGCUCCGGGGGCUGCAGUGCACCCUUUUUAAAGGGACCUUGCAAUCUCAUUGUUUAAUUUGACUCUUUAGUGCUUCAGUCACAUCAGCACUUGCAGAGGGGUUGUUCUUUUCCUUUUUCUUCUUUCUCUCUUUUUCUCUUCUCUCUGUUCUUCUCCCCACCCCCAUCCCACAAUUCAGGCAGUUUGGGGUGGGAAAAACUUGAGCACUGGUUCCGACAGAGCUCAUCUCAUAUAAGAAGGUAUGGAAGAGCUGCAGUGACCGACAGCAUCGACCGUUCUGUAACUCCUUAAAUUUAAGAGCUGCAGGGCUUCCUGAAGAAUGAGAAGGACAAUGCCCUGCUGUCUGCCAUUGAAGAGUCCCGGAAGAGGACCUUCGGCAUGGCUGAGGAGUACCAUCGAGAGUCAAUGUUGGUCGAGUGGGAGCAAGUGAAACAGCGAAUUCUGCACACACUGCUGGCAUCAGGAGAAGACGCCCUCGACUUUACUCAAGAAAGCGAGCCAAGCUACAUCAGUGACGUGGGACCCCCUGGUCGAAGCUCUCUGGAUAGCAUUGAGAUGGCCUAUGCGCGGCAGAUUUAUAUCUAUAAUGAGAAAAUUGUAAACGGACACCUGCAGCCCAACCUGGUGGACCUUUGUUCUUCCGUCGCAGAGCUGGAUGAUAAGAGCAUUUCUGACAUGUGGACCAUGGUAAAACAAAUGACAGACGUGUUGUUGACACCGGCAACUGAUGCCCUGAAGAACCGCAGCAGCGUGGAAGUGCGCAUGGAGUUUGUCAGGCAGGCCUUGGCGUACCUUGAGCAGAGUUAUAAGAAUUACACCCUUGUGACUGUCUUUGGAAAUUUGCAUCAGGCCCAGCUGGGAGGGGUGCCUGGGACUUACCAAUUGGUUCGAAGUUUCCUGAACAUUAAACUUCCAGCUCCCUUGCCUGGACUACAGGAUGGAGAGGUAGAAGGCCAUCCUGUGUGGGCACUAAUUUACUUCUGCAUGCGCUGUGGAGACCUGCUUGCCGCUUCACAGGUAGUUAAUCGAGCCCAGCACCAGCUGGGAGAGUUUAAAACCUGGUUCCAGGAGUACAUGAACAGCAAGGACAGAAGAUUGUCCCCAGCUACAGAAAACAAGCUCCGGCUGCAUUACCGCAGAGCCCUUAGGAACAAUACAGAUCCCUACAAGCGGGCCGUGUACUGUAUCAUUGGCAGAUGUGACGUCACCGACAACCAGAGUGAAGUGGCAGACAAAACUGAGGAUUACCUGUGGCUGAAGUUGAACCAAGUGUGUUUUGACGACGAUGGCACCAGCUCCCCACAAGACAGGCUGACUCUCUCACAGUUCCAGAAACAGUUGUUGGAAGACUACGGCGAGUCCCACUUUACGGUGAACCAGCAACCCUUCCUCUACUUCCAAGUCCUGUUCCUGACAGCGCAGUUUGAAGCAGCAAUUGCCUUUCUUUUCCGCAUGGAGCGGCUGCGCUGCCAUGCUGUCCAUGUAGCACUGGUGCUGUUUGAGCUGAAGUUGCUUUUAAAGUCCUCCGGACAGAGUGCUCAGCUCCUCAGCCACGAGCCUGGUGACCCUCCUUGCAUGCGGCGGCUGAACUUUGUGCGACUCCUCAUGCUGUACACCCGGAAGUUUGAGUCCACGGACCCAAGGGAGGCCCUCCAGUACUUCUAUUUCCUCAGGGAUGAGAAAGAUAGUCAAGGAGAAAACAUGUUUCUGCGCUGUGUGAGUGAGCUUGUGAUUGAAAGCCGAGAGUUCGAUAUGAUUCUUGGGAAACUAGAGAAUGACGGAAGUAGAAAGCCUGGAGUCAUAGAUAAGUUUACUAGUGACACAAAGCCUAUUAUCAACAAAGUUGCUUCCGUGGCAGAAAAUAAAGGACUGUUUGAAGAGGCAGCAAAGCUGUAUGACCUUGCCAAGAAUGCUGACAAGGUACUGGAACUGAUGAACAAACUGCUGAGCCCUGUCGUCCCCCAGAUCAGUGCCCCGCAGUCCAACAAGGAGAGGCUGAAGAACAUGGCACUCUCCAUUGCUGAACGGUAUAGGGCUCAAGGAAUAAGUGCAAAUAAAUUUGUGGACUCCACGUUCUAUCUUCUUUUGGACUUGAUCACCUUUUUUGACGAGUAUCAUAGUGGUCAUAUUGAUAGAGCUUUUGAUAUAAUUGAGCGCUUGAAGCUGGUGCCCCUGAAUCAGGAAAGUGUGGAAGAGAGAGUGGCUGCCUUCAGAAAUUUCAGUGAUGAAAUCAGGCACAACCUCUCAGAAGUGCUUCUUGCCACCAUGAACAUCUUGUUCACACAGUUUAAGAGGCUCAAGGGGACAAGUCCAUCCUCAUCAUCCAGGCCCCAGAGAGUCAUCGAGGACCGCGACUCUCAACUCCGAAGUCAAGCCCGAACUCUGAUUACCUUUGCUGGAAUGAUACCCUACCGAACGUCUGGGGACACCAAUGCGAGGCUGGUGCAGAUGGAGGUCCUCAUGAAUUAAGUGCCAUGCUUUGGGGACAUCUGGGUCGGCACGCUGUCAGUACAUCAGGCACAUGGGCCCACUAGGGUGGGGUUUCUGGUUUUGUUUCUGUUGUGUUUUGUUUUGGUUUCUGUAUUAUGUAUUUUUGUCAACACCAAUAAAUUUCUUUGAUUUGUAUUUCUUUUCAA